AUGGUAUCCGUCUCGCGUCACAUUGUGCUUCUCCAAAGUGAUGGCAAUUGCCGGGCUGAGGGACCAAACGACUUAGGAAAAUGCGACAUUCCACCGCUACCUGAAGGAUUGUCAUACACCCAGGUUUCUGCAGGCGAAGAUCACACCGUGCUGCUCCGAAGUGAUGGAUCUGUUGUUGCUUGUGGCAAUGCUUUUUGGGGACACUGCAACAUUCCACCAUUGGAGCAAGGAGUGCGCUACACACAGGUCUCUGCGGGCGCAACUCAUACAGUGCUUCUCCGCAGCGAUGGCCGUGCAGUUGCCUUUGGAAGAAACUUUGAGGAACAAUGCAACAUUCCACCUUUGGAUGAAGGAAUGUCUUAUAUCCAGGUCUCUGCAGGCGGGUACAAUACGAUGCUUCUUCGCAAUGAUGGUGCUGCUGUGCCUUGCAGCAGGUACGCCAAGAAAUGGAAGAUCCCUGCUUUGGAUCAUGGCCUGUCAUACACACAGAUUUCCAGCAGCAUGUAUCAUACUGUGCUUCUCCGAAGUGAUGGUACUGCCGUUGCCUGUGGCGAAAUGCGCCCCGGGGAUGAUUAUGGUGGUCACUUCAACAUUCCACCUCUAGAGGAGGGAAUGUCAUACACACAAGUUUCUGCAGGCGCAGAUUGCACGGUGCUGCUCCGACGGGAUGGUCGAGCUUUGGCUUGUGGAGACAACACAAAUGGACAAUGCAAUAUUCCACCCUUGGAUGCGGGAACAUUUUACACUCAGAUUUCUGCAGGUGAGCAGGGCACACUGCUUCUCCGAAGUGAUGGCUGCGCUGUUGCUUGCGGAGCGGGCUUUGAUGAGCAUGGCACCUUUCUUCAGCCAGAGCCUGGAAUUUGCUACGUCAGUGAGUUUACGACCCUUGCCGAAGACCUUGUCUUGCAACUAGAUCUUGUUUGCGAGGAUCAUGCAGUUGUGCUCACGUGCUUGGGCUUGGCUGGUGAAGAAGUGCUGCGCUUGAAUGUGAUUGACUCUGAGCUCGCCUGGGAUACUCACAAGCGCAUUGCGCGUGAAUUGAAUUUUGCUCUCGCAAGGCUUCGAUUGGUCUUGCCUGAUGGACAGUUGUUGGCCGAAGUCUGCCGCGGAAAUCCAGGAUUGAUUGUGGCAGCGGGGCCCAACGUGGACUCGGUGGUGCUCAGUCGCUUGCGUCUGCGCAGCACGCAUGGUGGUGCAGCCCUCUUGCUGGCUGGCGGCUGCAGCAUCGAACGAUGUGAGGUGGACACUGGCGGUCAGGGAGUAGGUGUAGAAGUCACCGCAUCGACGUCACGUUUGGUGCGGCUACUGCGCUGCGUCGUGCGCGACUGUGAGGUGGGUGUUUCAGUGGCUGGUGCCACAGCCGCACUACUGGAGGGCACCCAUAUCGAGCGCUGCCGAUGUGCUGUGUCCCUCACGGGCCUUGAUGUACAGGAGGGCUGGUGCGACGUCUUGCAGUCCUUAGCAACUGCAUCCCUGGCAUUGAAUGAGGUGGACCUGAAACUUCGCGGCUGGAGCGUGCUUGAGAAGGCAGGCGCGAUUCGACGAGCUCCUGCAACGGAGGAGAUCUCCGUGAGUGGCUGGCCCCUUGAGGACUGCAACGUGGUGGUGCCAACGGAUCGCGGCCCCGUGGUGCUGCACAUCAAUGCCGGAAAGGUGAAUGCCACGUUGUGGGAUGACGAGGCCGGAGAGGACAGCGAAGGUGCUCAGGCGGACUCCUUCCAUGAAGUGGACAUCUCAGGCGCGCCUGAGAUUGACGUGACAGUGGUGAUUGGCGUCGCGGUGUCGCAGCGUUACAGCCUCAGAGUCAGCCAUUGGUGCCAGUUUGGAGGUGUCACCUUUCAAUCCUUAGCAGGGAUCAGGGAGAGCACCCAGCGCAGCCCUGCGAAAAAGGUUGCGGAUGUCACUGAGGCUUUGUGGAUGGUCAGAUCCGCUCCCCACACAGAGGAACUUCGAAAAGAGUCACGUGACCAUGGGGAGAUGCGGCCGGACCUUAAGACACCUGGGGUGGCAGCUGGGGAGCUGAAGACUCAGCUGGUAGCCCUGGUAGCAGGCGGUGGUCACACAGUGCUUCUCCAAAGUGAUGGGACUGCUGUGGCUUUCGGAUGGAAUGGGGCCGGGCAAUGCGAAAUUGAGCAGUUGCCUGAUGGAACCUUAUACGCCCAGGUGUCUGCGGGUAGCACCCAUACAGUUCUUCUCCGGAGUGAUGGCUGUGCUGUUGCCGUUGGGGACAAUAAGAAUGGACAGUGCAACAUUCCACCACUGGAUGCAGGAAUGUCCUACACUCAGGUGUCGGCCGGCUAUAUGCACACAGUGCUUCUCCGGAGUGAUGGCUCUGCUGUGGCUUGUGGUUUAAAUAAUCUGGGACAAUGCAGCAUUCCAUUGGUAGAGGAAGGAGUUGCCUACACCCAGGUUUCUGCAGGAGGGGGUCAUACGGUGCUUCUCCGAAGUGAUGGCUGUGCUGUGGCUUGCGGAAUGAACGAAGAUGGCCAAUGCAACAUUCCACUUUUGGGUGAAGGACUGUCAUACACGCAGGUUUGUGCAGGUUAUCGUCAAACAUGGCUUCUCAAAAGUGACGGCAGUGUUAUUGGUUGUGGGGAUACUAAAUAUAGAGUGCUGGACCUUCCAACUUUGGAUGACGGAGUAUUUUACAUGCAAGUUUCUGCCGGCCAGUCUCAUGCAGUGCUUCUCCAAAGUGAUGGCUGUGCUGUUGCUUGUGGCAGAGAUAUCGAGAACCAAUGCACCAUUCCUCCUUUGACUGAAGGACUGACAUACACCCAGGUUUCUGCCGGUCACAAUCACACACUGCUCCUUCGAAGUGAUGGCAGUGUUGUGGCUUGUGGCGCUAAUGAUGAAAAGCAAUGCAGCAUUCCUGCUUUGGAACCUGGGAAACUCUAUAUUGGGGAUGUCCGAGCGAGGGCUUUUCAAGUGACUUUUGAUUGUACAGAUGAAGGGGUCAUCCUGACCUGUUGGACUUUGGCCGGGCAAAAAGUCUUGCCCUUGACCACCUCCUUGUCUGAUUUGGCCUGGUACAGUCACAGGCGCAUCGCACAGGAACUCAAGGUUAGCCUUCAGAGUCUGGAGGUGAUUUGCCUCGAGCUGCAAAAACGCCUCUCGGAUCCUGAGAUCUUGCGCACGCAGUUCCUGUGUUUUCGCGCGAAGUUCGCGGCACCGCUGUUGGGGCUUGUGGUUGCUGGUGUUUCGAAACAAAGCUCCUCGGUUGGUGAUGGAGAUCGUCGCGCCGAGUUCGAAGAAGCGGCUGGGGAACGCCAAAAGCCUCCAGAUCUUUCGAACGAUGUGCGAGGAGGCAUACGUGCCGAGCGCGAACGCCAAAAACCCGGCGCCGUGGUUUUAGCGGAGGUCAGGCGAUGGCCGCAGCAGCGCUUUCACCGCAUGGACAACGUCGAGCCAGUGACUUGGACGUUCAUCAACGGCUUAAAUCACGAGGAGCAUUCGCUGAACAUGGUGGAGCCAGGUCUCUUGUUUUGGUCUUUCAGGGCCACGAAGAGACUGAGGACAGUGUUAGAGCUGGGUCCGGAUGCAGAGAUUACCUUGUUUUUUAACGAGGUGCUCUUCUACGCCAAGCCCUGGCAGACGCUGAACACGUCGUCGCUGUCCUUUCCGCAGCGUUUGCACGUGGCGCAUGGCGCAGCCACGGCUCUCUGGAACCUCCACAGCUUGGGUGUUACCUUUGGCCGCUGGGAAGACGGUGUUGGCUUGGCGGCGGAUGGAAAGGUGGAAUUGUUGGGCGUCGCGAUCCGCGCGGGAGAUCCACUGGAAAUCAGCGAGGACUUGCAAGGUCUGGCUCUUCUGCUGCUGAGGUUGCUCAGCGGCGGCAAUCAGGAACUGGAAGAUGCACUUUGGAUCGCUUGCAGCGGAGAAGAAUCGAAGCAGAGACUCGAUGUGCGCCAUGGAAUGGGAGGGGAUGGUCCAAGAUUUCCCAAGAGAUCCCAGGAGAGUGACACGUUUUUAGCGAAGUCAGCAUUGAAACACCGCAAGGUGGCACCUGGCGAGGCGGUCCGCUUUAGCGAUCAACAUGAUGAGGUGAGUUGCGAGGACAUUUCCUUUUGGUUCUUGGGGGUCGCCGGUGUGGUGCUGAUGCUGGUCAGUUGGCGCGGACACGACGUCCGCUUCCUAGUGGCUGGAGUGCUGUGUUAUUUUUUGUACUUGACCGAAAUGUGCUGUAGCAAACCUUGCUCGUACUUGACCAACAUUCAGAGUGAGAGCAAAUUUGCAGAAUACAUCCAAAAACUGCAGAAGGCAUCACCAAUUAUUGAGUUUCAUAUUCAGAACUAUCAUCAUGAACACCGCAAGGAUGGUAAGAAGACUCAUACCAAGCGGGUAAACACUCACAGCGCUUCUGCAACGUUCCCUAUGACUGGCUUCUCUGAUGAGACGCUGUCUCCCGAUCAAACAAUUGCGAUGUUUCACUUGCUGUACCACAAAGGGGUGAAGGAGGAACAGGGCUUACUGCAUGAGACGGUGAUCCAGGCAGACACUGGCGAGAAGAAACUGAUCUUGACCUGUCGCUUUCCAUUGUCUUUUCUCCCGCGAGAUGCAGAGACUGAAGCUCAGUUGUCGCGCUUCAGGGAGGACUUCUGUCGGCGGAACACCACGGACAUCAUGCAGGAGAAAAAAGAAAAGAUCCGAUUGGAUUUUCCACACCGCCAAUUUGCCAUGGUCGUCAUGAGCUCUGCUGGCAGCGGGGAUACUGAGACCCCCUGGUGGAUGAGUUGGACCUGGCAUGUUCUGAGCCACUUGUGUUUUCUUGGGCUGCCAUUUCGAAUGUACUUGUAUUCGAACACUCAAAAGGUGGUUUGGCACGUUCGGAAGCACUUCUCAGUCUUGCCACAACAGCAAUGGCAGAGUAUUCCUAUGAAGUCUUGGCAACAUUCCAAGUCCUCCAUGGUGUCCUCCGUGGCGCGCAUGACACCGGCUGUGCGUAUGGAGUUGGAGCCCGGUGGAGUCCUGCAGAUGGUGGAGAAGGGUGACGCAGUGAGUCUGGACUUAGAGGCCAUGAGUGGAUCGAUGGCUGUGCUACUUCCCAACUACUGGAACGUUGCAGAGUCCAGCCAGGACUUUUGUUCCAUGGAGAUGCUGGAUUCCAGCGAUGCCAUGCAGAGCCGAAUUCAGCAUCUUCUUGACGAGUGUUUUGUGAUGAAAUCCACUCGCGAUCGUGGGGGGAAGAUGCCUUGCCGAUUGGUGGUGGAGAUGAUUCAGCGCUUGGAACAUCAUGCGUUGUGGAAACGCUACCUGGAGAAGCGGCGGAUGAUCCAAUUGAAACGAGGAGAAGUCACUGCGGUCGAAGACCUGGAAGGAAGUGGUGCAUGCAAGACCACAAAGGCCUUGGGAGGAUUGAACCAACGUCUCGAAUCCGAAGUCAACGAACUGUACCUCUUCCAUGGAUCCAGUCCUGCUGGUGUCCUGGGGAUAGGACAGCAUGGCUUCGACCUGCAGAUGUCCGGAGCCACAGGUUGCAUGUUUGGUCCCGGCGCCUAUUUUGCAGAGGCAAGCAGCAAAUGCGACGAGUAUGCACGCGAGGAUCCCAGCGGUCUCUUCUCCGGAAAAUGUGCCUUGCUUCUGUGCCGCGUCAGCUGUGGUGAGCUCUUCCGACUGGAAGAGUCCGAUGUGACGGCCAUCCAGCGAGCGAUGGGGACAGGCCACUACGAUGGUGUGUUGGGUGAUCGCGAACGAGCGGCGGGAACUUAUCGCGAGUUCGUUGUCUAUGAUGAAGCACAAGUCUAUCCUGAGUACAUCAUCAUCUACCGACGUGAGUUCAAGGUCUGUCGACUCCUGGCUGACCUGGCUGUGGAGCUAUUGAGAGCUGAGGCUGGAAGUCAUGAGAAGACCUUGCAAGCAACUGUAACCAGCCUGGCCAGGUUAAUGAGAGACCAUGAAGUUGAAGCAGAUCCCGUGGCAGGACCAGCCAACGCCAAGCGCGCCAAGCGGCCAGACUGCGGCCGAGGCGGCGGCCGUGCUUGGACGCUGCUACGGCACGUGUUGAGAGCUUGUUGGGCCUUGCAACGAGGCCUGGAAGCCUUGUGCUGCGUGUGUUUGGAGGCAUCCCCCAAGUCCUUGGGUUUGCUGUGCGCUCGCCCCCAUGGUCUCUAUCAGCUGCUCUGCGGUGAUUGCCUGGAGCCCUACGUGUGCAGUUUGAUCGGCACGGCGGAGCUUCGGCGCUACGAAGGAGGAAUUCUGUGUCCUGCCUGUGCCUGUGCCGAUGGGGAAGGCACCAUCUUUUCCCGCCCAGAGGUCCAGGCAAAGCUGGCUGGCACGGCACUGCGCCGUUUCGUGGAAGCCACCGAUCCGGUGAGUGCGGCUGACCCUGAGGAGGAGACGGGCGAGGACGAAUGGGCUGUGCUUGUGGAGGACCUUGUGUCCAGGUCGGUGCGCUUGGUGACACAUGCGCGCGUGUCGGAGAACGAUGAACCGAGAGAAGUACGUAAAAGCAAAGAUGUGCUGCCACAUACCUGGCUUCUUUGUGAUGGACAGGCAGACUAUAUUCAGUACGAUCCGCAGCAGAUGCGCUUGCGGCAGCACAUGUCACCACGACUCUUCCAGCUACAGGUGGCGGAAUGCCUCACGAUGCAUUGCCCCAAGUGCCACUGUCCACUGGAUCCCGAUCCCGAUGGCUGUGUGGCCAUGUCCUGUCUGGCCUGCAACGAAGGUUUCUGCUGGGUGUGCUUCACCUGUUGCGGCGACGAUGCACACCAACACGCCCUGGAGAUACAUGGCGGCUACUUCCCCGGACAGGACUUUGUGCAGGCCUGGCAUCGCAAGCUACGUUGGGAGCGAGUCCAACUCAUUCUACGACAACUGCUGGAGGAGUCCCAGAAUGAUGCGCUGGAAGGGAGCAAAGGUCUCUUGAAAGAUUUGAAUCUUUGGCCUUUCCCCAGCGAGAGCCCGGAUGUGCCAGACUGCUCAGAACAGGUGCUCAAUGUACACGGUGAGCCUUGGGGUCCCAUCAAUUUGCACCUUGCAGCACGCCUGGGACGUAUGCAGGAGCUGCAAGAGGCUUUGGAGGAGGAAGAUGUGAAUCUUCAGGAUGAGCGAGGUAUGACUGCACUGUGCUAUGCGUCUCACGAAGGACGAAUGGAGGCUAUUCGGUUUCUGAUGGACCGUGCAGCAGAUCCAAACUUAGCGGAUUUCCACGGGGUGACGCCAUUGCACUAUGCCUGCAGGGAGCCACCUUUUAACAUCCAGGACGAUGUGGCAGGUUUUCUGCUCAGUUAUCCUCAGGUGGACGCCAACCAACGCGACGACAGUGGCGCCUCCGCCAUCUUGGUGGCCGCCGAGGUGGGGCGGCACCAGGUGAUGCGCUCGCUCUUGGCGUGUGAACGCCUGGAUCCCAACCUGACGAAUUUCGCCGGACGGACGGCCCUGCUGGUGGCCUGCGGCUUUGAUCAUACGGAGGUGGUCAUGCAGCUGCUGCGCAGCGAAAGGGUCCACGUGACGCUUCGUGGACAGCACGGUGAGACGCCUCUGCACAUGGCCGCCCUGCGGGGUGGAGUAGAAGUGCUGCAGCUCUUGCUGGCGCAUCCUCAGAUGGAGCUGAAUGUGGUGAACGAUCUGGGCCGCUCCGCACUGCAUGAAGCGGCCAGUCUGGGAGCUCACCAGGUGGUGCGAUGCCUCCUCAGUGCAAAUGUGCUGGUGGAUCAGCGUGACAAGAAGGGCUGCAGCCCACUGAUGUUGGCAGCGAUGAAUGGCUCCUUUGAGGCCUUUGAAGCGCUGCUGCCGCUCUCCCAGCACUUGGUCAACGACAGGGACUCAGAGGGCUUCACCGUCCUAAUGCGGCUCGCUGCGCGAGGAGCUACUAAAGGUCUGAUGGCCCAUGCCUGUUUGCAAUUGUUACGCAUGGAGUCAGGUGUGGACAUCGAUGCGCAGAACGCAGAGGGAAGUACAGCAUUGAUGUUGGCCAUCGGCAAUGGAUGCGUUCCCAGUGCAGAAGACCUUCUGGCCUGGGGUGCCAGCACCACGCCCCACGACCUUCGCGGUGAAACGGCCUGGACGCUGGCGUCGCGCUGUCGCCCGGCGGCCUUUCGACACUUCCGCAGCUUACUACCCCGCGAAGAGCCUGCAGCGGGUGCCCCGCUGCUUUUCGAUGGUCUGCUGGUGUUGCCGGUGGAACGUGCGAACCGAACGUUGCUGGCAGGUGGUGCCCUGGAGUUGUCGAACCCUACGAUGCUAACAGUGGAGUUCGAAAGUCGAACCCUUCAGAAGUGGAAGGAAGCAGGCUACAUGCUCUUCCAGCGCGAGACUUUCUACCAGCAACAUGAGGACUGCACUCAUGAGCUAGAGAUUCAGAGAGUGAAUGGACAAAUUUUUGUCAAUCAGGAGCUGCUGAAUGACGAUUCGAUCAAGUUGAGGAGCUGCAAACACGUGCGCCGGCUGACGGAUUGGCAAAAGGACGGUUGGUUUUUCAGCACCGAUGGACGCAAACUUUGCCACGUGGGGGCAAGGAAAACAGCGGCACCUGUGCUGGAAGAGCAGGCGUCGGAGUUCGAGAUUGCCCAGGUGGCCCUGGAGGAGUUCCUGGAUAUGUUUAGCGGAUGA
Messenger RNA from Cladocopium goreaui, 8550 nucleotides. Lineage: Eukaryota; Dinophyceae; Suessiales; Symbiodiniaceae. The record is from the annotation of a GenBank genome assembly.